CAGAAACAGCUCGUCAACCACCUCGGUAGCUUGCUAGCCAACAUAGCCGAAAGAUUCAAGCUAUUUAUAUGCUCUCCAUGUAUAUUAGAUACUGUCUUUUAGACACACGUCUGUCGUAUCUACUUGUUAAACUAUUUAAUAUUACGUUAUUUUGUAUUAUUCAGCUAAAGUAGCUGGCUGGUUAAGUUAGCACUAGCCUAGUUGCUAAUGAUAGCUAGCUAGUUAACAUCCCCGAAAAUGAGCUCCCUAAACUCCUCUCCUGUUAAAGAAGAGGUCUGCUGGACGGAGAAAGAAACUCUGGGGCUGAACGUUGUCGUGAAAGAGGAGAAGGAAGAGGAGGAUAUUACAGUUAAACAAGAAGUAGAGGGUGAGGCUGUUACAGUGAAAGAAGAAGGGGAAGACGUUUCAGUGAAAGAAGAGGAAGACGAGUUCAGAGUGAAAGAGGAGGAAGAAGAGAAAGAUGAUGAUGCAGUUUUUGGAGUGAAGAAGGAAGGGGAGAUUACAGUCACAUUGGAAGAUGAAGAGCUGGAGAGGGGAUAUCUGAUUAACACCAGGGAGAAACCAGCCUCUCACUCUGACAGCGGGAAGAGUCCUUCAGGGGAACCAGACCCAGAGAUGCCCAAACCAGCGAGACAACACCACUGCUCCCACUGUGAAAAGAGUUUUUGCUGGUUAGGGAACCUAAAACUGCAUGAGAGGACACACACAGGAGAAAAGCCUUUCCAAUGCUCCCAGUGUGGAAAGAGUUUUGCUGUGUUAGCUAACCUGAAAAGACACGAGAGAAUACACACAGGAGAAAAGCCUUAUCACUGUUCUCAAUGUGGAAUGAGUUUUAAUCAGGAUGGGGACCUAAAAGCUCAUAAGAGGAAACACACAGGAGAAAAGCCUUUCCAAUGUUCCCAGUGUGGAAAGAGUUUUACUAAGAUAGGGCAAUUAAAAGAACAUGAGAGAAUACACAAAGGAGAAAAGCCAUUCCAAUGUUCCCAUUGUGGAAAGAGUUUUACUCGGAUAGGAAACCUAAAAAAGCAUGCUAGACUACACACAGGAGAAAAGCCUUUCCAAUGCUCCCACUGUGGAAAGAGUUUUGCCGUGUUAGCUAACCUGAAAAGGCAUGAGAGAAUACACACAGGAGAAAAGCCUUAUCACUGUUCCCACUGUGGAAUGAGUUUUACUCAGUUAUGGGACCUUCAAGCUCAUGAGAGGAUACACACAGGAGAAAAGCCUUUCCAAUGUUCCCAGUGUGGAAAGAGUUUUACUCAGAUAGGGCACCUGAAAGCUCAUGAGAGGAUACACACAGGAGAAAAGCCUUACCAAUGUUCCCAGUGUGAAAAGAGUUUUACCAUGUUAACUAACCUGAAAAGGCAUGAGAGAAUACAUAGAGGAGAAAAGCAUUUUCUGCUCCCAGUGUAAAAAUAGAUUUUCACGAAUGGCAGACCUUAAAGCUCAUGAGAGGAUACAGAAGAGAAAACCCUUUCCAAUGCUCCCAGUCUGGAAAUUGUUUUACCUGGUCAAGUAACCUUGAAGGAGCAUUAGAGGACACACACAAUAAAAGUCCAACCACUGCUCGCUCUGAGUGGAAGGACAUUCAGAGAACCUGAAAUCAAAUGAGAGAAUAGAAAGGCUGUAGACUUAUAUUUUUGACUGAGAAUGUGUUUUUGUUUCGGCCACAUGACAUCAUAUUGUGUAUGAUUACACCUGUCUAUAUAAGGUCCCACAGUUGACAAUGCAUGUCAGAUCAAACGCCAAGCAAUGAGGUCAAAUAAAUUGUCCUUAGAGCUCCGAGACAGGAUUGUGUCGAGGCACAGAUCUGGGGAAUGGUGCCAAAAAAUGCAUUGGUCCCCAAGAACACAGUGGCCACCAUCAUUUUUUAAUGGAAGGCGUUUGGAAGACUCUUCCUAGAGCUGGCCACCCGGCAAAACUGCACAAUCGGGGAGAAGGGCCUUUGUCAGGGAGGUGACCAAGAACCCGAUGGUCACUCUGACAGAGCUCAAGAGUUACUCUGUGGGGAUGGGAGAAACUUCCAGAAGGACAACCAUCUCUGCAGCACUCCACCAAUCAGGCCUUUGUGGUAGAGUGGCCAGACGGAAGCCACUCCUCAGUAAAAGGCACAUUACAGCCCGCUUAGAGUUUGCCAAAAGGCACCUAAAGACUCUCAGACCAUGAGAAACAAGAUUCUCUGGUCUGAUGAAACCAAGAUUGAACUCUUUGGCCUGAAUGCCUUUCGGCAACCUCCAAGCUAGCAGUCAUGUGCCUUUUACUGAGGAGUGGCUUCCGUCUGCCCACUCUUCCAUAAAGUCCUGAUCGGUGGAGUGCUGCCGAGAUUGUUGUCCUUCCGGAAGGUUCUCCCAUCUCCACAGAGGAAAUCUGUAGCUCUGUCAGAGUGACCAUCGGGUUCUUGUUCCCUUCCCCGAUGAAGGCCCUUCUCCCCUGAUUUCUCAGUUUGGCCGGGUGGCCAACUCUUGGAAGAGUCUUGGUGGUUCCAAACUUCUUCCAGUUUAGUGUGAUGGAGGCCACUGUGUUCUUGGGGACCUUCAAUGCUGCAGAAAUGUUUUGGUAGCCUUCCCCAGAUCUGUGCCUCGACGCAAUCCUGUCUCAGAGCUCAACGGAUAAUUUAUUUGACCUCAUGGCUUGGUUUUUGCUCUGACAUCCACUGUUAUCUGUGGGACCUUAUAUGGACAGGUGUGUGUCUUUCCAAAUCAUAUCCAGUCAAUUGAAUUUACCACAGGUGGACUCCAAUCAAGUUGUAGAAACAUCUCAAGGAUGAUCAAUGGAAUCAGGAUGCAUCUGAGCUCCAUUUCGAGUCUCAUAGUAAAGGGUCUGAAUACUUAAAUAAAUAUAUGUGCAAAAAUGUCUAAAAACUUGAUUUUGGUUUGUCAUUUUGGGGUAUUGUGUGAAGAUUUGAUGAGAGAAAAAAUCUUCAAUUUUAGAAUAAGGAGGUAACGUAAAAAAAAUGUGGAAAAAGUAAAGGGGUCUGAAUACAUUAUGAAUGCACUGUAUACUGCUGGCAGAGUUUUCUACCGCUGGCAGAGUGUUGGCAAUACUGUGUGUCUGCAGGUGUCUAUCUGGUCAAAACCACUGAUACAGGAGCCCUUCCACCCUCUGGUGGGAUGGAUCAUGUAUACAGAGAAACCAAGAUUCAAAUACUUAGAUUUGUGUGUAUUGGGUAUUUGUUGUAAAAUUGUUAGCUAUUACUUGUUAGAUAUUACUGCCCUGUCGGAGUGAGAAACACAAGCAUUUCACUACACCCGCAAUUAUAUCUUCUAAACACAUGUAUGUAACCAAUAAAAUGUGAUUUGAUUUUGAUUUGAAAUAAACGUCCUAUUUAUCAAAGGUGUAUUUGUCUGGGGUCAAAAUGACUCCAAAUGAUUUGAAUUUGUUAAAAGUCCAUAUUUAUACAGAAACACUAAACCAUUAUUUAAAUUUAUUAAGAACAAGUUGAUUGACAAAGUCAUGAAAAAAAUUGAAGAAUUGACUAAACCACAUUUUGUCUGUGAUAAAAGAUAUGCCUCUGGGGUCAAAAUGAUCCAUGUUAGAAGUAUGGUUCAAUGCAAAUGUGUAGUGGGUGUAAAGUUUUAUUUUAUCACUCAUUAAAAAUGAAUCAAUCAA
Molecule: messenger RNA, 3606 nt
Organism: Oncorhynchus masou masou (cherry salmon)
Lineage: Eukaryota; Metazoa; Chordata; Actinopteri; Salmoniformes; Salmonidae
Product: zinc finger protein 239-like
Exons: 2
Coding region: 238-1410 (390 amino acids)
Biological process (GO): regulation of transcription by RNA polymerase II
Molecular function (GO): RNA polymerase II cis-regulatory region sequence-specific DNA binding; DNA-binding transcription factor activity, RNA polymerase II-specific
Source: RefSeq, a predicted model, not a curated record